This is a messenger RNA of Fusarium subglutinans, 1005 nucleotides long. RefSeq names its product gibberellin 20-oxidase. Lineage: Eukaryota; Fungi; Ascomycota; Sordariomycetes; Hypocreales; Nectriaceae. Gene Ontology annotation, molecular function: dioxygenase activity. The transcript is spliced from 2 exons. The record is from RefSeq and is a predicted model, not a curated record. Bases 1 to 1005 code for a protein of 334 amino acids.
AUGUCAGCCCAACUUCCCACCCUUGAUCUAUCACAGUACACUUCGGGCACUGAUAUCCAGCGGCAGGCGUUUUGUCUUGAGCUCGUUGAUGGACUACGACAGUUUGGUUUUGUGCGAUGUGUCAACUACGGCAUCAGUCCCACUGCAGUAAACCGGCUGUUCGACGUUAGUAAGAAAUUCUUCGACCUGUCCCAUAAUGAGAAGAUGACGGCCGCUCAUCCUGCGAGGCCCAACCCACACCGUGGAUACAGCUUCGUUGGGCAGGAGAUCACGUCAACUUUAAGUCGGCCUCGGCCGGGUGAGACUUCAGCGCCUCGCAAGAUUGACAUUAAGGAGAGUUUCGACCAAGGGUCGCCGCACGACCGCCUGUUCCCGAAUAUCUACCCGCAAGUAGCAUCUCAGCCAGAGUUCCAGCCCACGUUGGACAGCUUCUUCGAAGCCUGCUAUCAGACACACAUGCGCAUCCUAGACGCGCUAGCCAUGGGCCUUGGACUGCCACUGGAUCGUUUCUCAGCCUUGCAUCAGCAGCAAGACAGUAGCGAGCUCCGGUUACUUCACUACCCAGCCGUAUUGGCGGCGGAUAUCCAAGAGCAAGGCUUUAAGACGCGCAUCUCAGAGCAUACAGACGCAGGGAGCAUCACCCUCCUUUUCCAAGAUGACUGUGGCGGCCUAGAAAUUGAAGACCAGCGGCCUGGACACGACGGUUUCAUCGCUGUCUCCAGCCAUCUUCCGACUGUUCUGAUCAAUGUUGGUGACUCCCUGCAGCACUGGACCAACGACAAUAUCCGUGCCGUGUGGCAUCGGGUCACCCUGCCAAAGGACUUCGCCAAGGAUGAUUCCUCCAGCAUCCUUCCCGCCAGGUACUCGGUAGCCUACUUUGGCAAGCCAGAUAGAGAUGCCUCGGUGGGCUGUUUUGAAGAGUUUGUAUCGGCUGAUUGUCCCGCCCGGUACAAAGAUGUGUCGGCGUUGGAGUGGAAUCAACGAACCCUUCUCAAGACAUAUUGA